Molecule: messenger RNA, 5487 nt
Organism: Parathielavia appendiculata
Lineage: Eukaryota; Fungi; Ascomycota; Sordariomycetes; Sordariales; Chaetomiaceae
Product: ARM repeat-containing protein
Exons: 3
Coding region: 329-5029 (1566 amino acids)
Biological process (GO): mitotic sister chromatid cohesion; DNA repair
Cellular component (GO): nucleus; chromatin
Source: RefSeq, a predicted model, not a curated record
AUCAUGGACAGACCGAUGAUAUCCAACAUUCUACUCUCUUAAUAUACUGCUCGGCCCAACACCGCGAUACGGGCACCUUAGUGCGGGCUCUGAAAUAGCGCACUUGGUCGAAAGAUCCGACGUGCCACUGUUGGUCCCCCAGCAAUUCUGCGAAGCGCGUCAAUUGUUCGUUGAGGUCGCAGACACGCGCUGCCGGCAGCCCACUCCCACCUCCAUUCCCGCACUCCCUGUCUGCUCGACGGCCGACCCGAAACCAAUCCCGAUUCGACCUUUGCCGCUGUAUCGGGAUAUCUGUUCUGCGACGCAAUUGACCAUCGUCGCGCGCACCAUGGCGCCUCGCAGGAGCUCCGCCGCCGAGGCGGAGGAGCAGGAGCCAGAGGAGGGAACCGUCAAGCUGCAGUUCAACGAGCCCCUGACAUGGCGCCCUGGAAAGCCGAUCCCGAUCGAUACACUUCUCAAAAGGCUCGAUCGUCUGACCGGGGAACUGGCCGAGAUGGACCAGGAAGCCACCGAUGCGGGUUCGCUCGUCAAGGUCGCCAAAGACGUUGCGUCGAACCAGCUACUCAACCACAAAGAUAAGGGAGUGCGCGCCUACACAGCUUGCUGCGUAGUGGAUAUCCUCAGGCUCUGCGCUCCCGAUGCGCCCUUCACCCCGUCCCAAUUGAAGGACUUCUUCAACCUCACCGUCACCUCCAUCAUACCGUCCCUUUUUGAUCCCUCGAAUUCUUACAACAACCAGCACAAAUAUGCCCUGCGCUCUUUGGCCGAGAUUAAGAGCAUUGUCCUGCUGCUCGAUGUCGACGGGAGCGAAAGCCUCCUGCUCCACCUCUUCUCUACCAUCUUCGACGGUGUCUCGGGGUCAAAGUCGGCUUCAGGGGAACAAGUCGCCAAGGAUGUCGAAUAUAGCAUGCAGGAGUUGCUGAGCGUACUCGUUGAGGACGCUACUAGCCUGCCCGCAAAGGUUGUGGACGUCAUGAUGGCCCAGUUUCUGCGAGCCGCGGCGCCCGGGAGUGGCAGGGAGAAGCACAACCACGCACCGAUUGACGACAAGCAGGCGACGCUUCUGGCCAAGGAGGAACCCGAGGCCUACCAGAUCGUGAAGCACCUGUGCCAGGUGUUCCCCGAUAAGAUGGCCCGCUUCGUCAGUCAAUACUUCAGUGACGUUAUUGUCGACGCGACGAACUUUGCCGGAACCUCCGGCCACAGGGACGGCGACGCCGAGGAUGACGAAGGCCCUUCCGGCCCGACCGAGUCGGAUCUGAGAGAGUUGCGGAAAGCGCACACGCUCAUCCGGGAGAUCUGGAAGGCCGCGCCCCAAAUUCUUCAGAACGUUGUCCCCCAAGUCGAUGCCGAGCUUUCUGCCGACAAUGUCCAUCUGCGCCAACUUGCGACGGAGACGCUAGGUGACAUGAUCUCGGGAAUCGGAGCGGCCGGCCCACCCCCUCCUCCGACACUGGACCCAGCCGCUUAUCCACCGCUAAGGUUGGAUGAUGAAGACAAGACCGAGGCGCCGGCAGCCAACAUCUUGACCACGCCGCUCUCGGCACUCUCCUUCUCUCAAACACACCACACGACCUUCCACAACUUUCUCAGCAGGAGGAAUGAUAAGGCAGCCGCUAUUCGCGCUGCUUGGACAACGGCGGUCGGCUACAUCCUCUCGACAUCGGCCGGCGGUAUCGGGCUCGGGCGUGAAGACGAGACCGCACUGAUUCAGGGCAUUGGCGAGAAGCUCUCGGAUAGCGACGAGAAGGUCAGACUGGCGGCCGUCAAAGCCGUCGAAUGCUUCAGCUUUCGGGACGUAAUCCUCAAGCUCGGGCCCAGUGGAGGCGUCGGCAAGGAGGGAUCAGUCUUAUCCACUCUGGCCGAUCGCUGCCGCGACAAAAAGCCAGCGGUGAGAGUGGCCGCCAUGUCACUGUUGGGAAAGCUCUGGGGCGUUGCCACCGGGGAGCUGCUCGCCGGCCACGAAGCAGUCACAGCUGCUCUCGGAGCUGUCCCCAGCCGCAUAUACAACUCGUUCUACGCUAACGACCUUGAGCUCAACGUCUUGUUGGAUCGUGUCAUUUACGAAUGUCUCGUACCCCUUGCUUAUCCGCCAUUACCGAAGAAGGCCUCAAAAAGCGCUGCCUCCAAUGGGAGCUCUCAAGCCGCCGGAGCAGCAAAUUUCGACCCAGAUGCGAUACGAGCGGAGAGGAUACUCCUCCUUGUCCGCUCUCUCGAUGCUACGGGGAAAAAGGCCUUCUUUGCCAUGCAAGCCAGGCGGCCCCAGUUCGCACACGUACUUGAGACCUACAUUAAGCAGUGUGACCAGUUCAACGGAGGCGUCACGGACGACGAUGGCCCCAAAAAGCUUGCUAACCUCACCAAAACAACGCGAUACAUCUCACAAUUUUUCCCCGACGGAACCAAGUCAGAGCAGGAGCUCUAUCGGUUCGCCAAGCUCAACGACCGCCGCAGUUACAACCUGAUCAAAUUCGUCAUUGGCCAGGAACAUGAUUUUAAGACGGUCCACAAGGCACUCAAGGAGCUGAUGAAGCGCAUUCAGACCAGCAAGGACCCUGCGAUCCGCGAUACAUUGUUACCUCUUCUCUACCGGUCCGGCUGUCUAAUGUUCAACCGCAGCCACCUCGCUACCAUCAUGGAAUACUCCAGGUCAGACAAGGACAACAUGGGGGCCGCGGCCCACGAGAUACUGAACGAGAUAUCGCAGCGGAAUCCGGACCUGUUCAAGACACACAUUGGGCAGCUUUGCAAGGACCUUGUGGAUCAGGCUCCGACACAGACCCGCGAGAACGACCCGGCAAUUGUGGAGACGUUGAAGGCCUGCUCGACCUACGCCCAAAAGUACCCCAAGGACGUACCGGCGGAUAAGGAGUUUGUGCGGACCAUGAUCAACUACGCACUCUACGGCCAACCCGCCCGGGCUGCCAAGUAUGCGGUGAACAUCAUGCUCGCCAAGAAGGACGAGAAGAGCCUGGUCAGCGCAACCGACCUCCUGCAGCGGACACUAAAAGACUGGUCGUACGGCGCCAAGCACUUCCUCAACAGGCUGGCCACAGUGAGCCAACUGGAACUUCUCGCGCCAAAAGUCACGCUUGAGGACGAGGAGAAGAUAUUGAGCAUGGCAGUCCAAGAGGUUCUGCUUGAGGUCCGGACAGAGGCAAGCAGCAAGGAUCCGGAUUGGGUUGACGACGCCGACCUGGAUGAGGAGUGUCAAGCCAAAUGCUUGGCCCUCAAGACCCUCGCUAACCGAUUGAGGAGCACCGAGGACGUUGACGAGGCCAAAGAGAAAGCGAAGCCGGUCUGGAAACUGUUCAUGAAGCUUGUACGAUCCAAGGGAGAGCUCUCGAAAACGAAGAAAACGCCAAAGCACCACCGGGCACGGCUAAGGCUGCUUGCGGCACAGCUGCUCCUGAAGCUGUGCACACAGAAGCAUUUUGACGAGAUGCUCUCUGCCGAUGACUUCAACGCCGUCUCGCUCACAACCCAGGAUGCCAUUCAAGAGGUCCGCCAUGGAUUUAUCAAGAAGCUGCAGAAGUACCUGGCGGAUAACAAGCUGCGAUCCCGGUUCUACACCAUCGUGUUCCUGAUGGCGUUUGAGCCAAGCGCCGACUUCAAGCAGCGGACCGAGACCUGGAUCCGAUCGCGGGCGCGCCACUUCCAGGACCACAAGCAGCCCGUGCUCGAGGCCGUCAUGCCCCGCCUGUUGUCCCUCCUCGCCCACCAUCCCGACUACAGCGCCGAGCUGGACGAGCUGGUCGACCACGCCCGGUACAUGCUUUUCUACGUCAGCCUGGUGGCAACCGAAUCCAACCUCGGCCUGAUCUACAAGUACGCAGAGCGAGUCAAGCAGACGCAGGACGCGCUGGAUGCGGGCAGCAACAACCACCAGGUGCUGAGCGACUUGGCACAAGCCGUCAUCCGGAAUUGGCAGGAGAAGAAGAACUGGGUGUUCAACGCCUAUCCGGGCAGGGUGGGGCUGCCCGUCGGCUUGUAUACGGCGCUCAAGUCCCACGACGAGGCGCAGGCCAUAGCCGAGAAGCAGCUCGUGCCCGAUGGCAUCGACGAGAAGCUCGACGAGCUUCUACGGGCCAUGGAUCGCAAGAAGAAGCGUAAAUCUGUAGACGACCGCGGCGAGUCCCACCAGCCCUCCAAGAAAGCCCGCGUCCAGUCCAAGGCAUCCGCAACACCCAAGGAAGCCAAGUCCGCCAAGAGCGCGGCACCGAAAAAGGCCGGUAGCACACCCAAACCAAAGAAGACCAAGGCGAAGAAACCCGAAACCGAGAGGGAGAUUUCAAACGCCGAGCGCCGGCGCAGCGGCCGAUCGAGGAAUGCGAACCGGUCGUACAUGGAGCGCGACUCGGAAGACGACGAUGAGGAGAUGCUUGAUGGGGUGGCUGAGUGGACGUAUGAGAACGGUGAUGGGUCUGGCUCGGGGAGCGAGGAUGAGGGCGAGAAUGACGGCGGGGAGGAUAAGCAGGAGGCGCGGUCUGGGACGGAGGACGAGGCUGAGGCUGAGGCUGGAGAGAAGAGCGAGCAAGAAGAAGAAGCGGCGGUGGUGCAGGAGAAGGCUGUCACUCCCAGUGAGAAGAAGAAAGCGAGCACGACAAAGGCGGCAUCAAAGUCCAAGGCGAAGGCCGCGCCAGCAAGGGAGGAGAAGGAGGAGGACGACAAGUCUGGCAGUGAGCUGUCUAAGCCGGAGGAAGGGGACAUCGAGAUGGAGGACGCAAAUACCAACAAGGGCGAGGAAGAGGAAGAACAAAACGAGGAGAAGGCGGAUGAGGAUGAGGACGAGAAUCAGGAGGACGAGGAAGAGUCGGAGGCUUCGCCACCGCCUCCGCCGUCUCGCAACACACGGAAGGCGAAAGCUAGUGCGUCCGCCGCCCCGGCACGGAAGGCAAAGCGUGCUGCUGCCAAGAGCAAGGCUGCACCCAAGGCGAAGCCCGCUACAGCCAAGGGUGCCGAGAAAGCUGCCGAGAAAGCUGCACCGCCGGCAAAGGCGGGUGGGAGAGCUACCAGGGGGAGGAAGUGAGCAUGGAAAAUCAGGCUGGAGAUUGCUUGCUUUUCUGAGUCGUGGAUACGGGACGCACCAAGGAUGCACGGCACUCAUGUGGUAGUGGAGAAUGCUUUUGAGCGCUGAGGACGCAAGUUGUUGAAGCCGGGGUGAUGUGGAACGAUGGGCCCGUACUUCGAAUGAUGACGAGGUGUUCUAUGCUCCAGCACUUCGCCACGGGGGUUAUGGCAGUCCCUUCUGAUCUUCGUCAUGGCUGAUGAGCGUGGCUGUCGUUGUUCAACUUAUGUGUAUUCAAAAUCUGUUCAUACCCGCCGCGAUAACCCCUCGUUCUCUGUCAUUUUUCUGGCGGAGCGAUGGGAAGAUUCCAGGGGUCCGUUGCUCUGCUACUGCUGCUGCUGCUGCUAUAGUUUGCUCUUUCCAUUGGUAGCCAGACUGGAUGAUGACAGCGUAUUGGCGAAAUACCAACUUAGUGCGUC